CAUGACCGUACCCCCCAUGUGGUAGGGCAGUCCCACAGUACAAUACCAUAUUCUGAUGGCUUUCUGCUGGUGUGUACAGGACUCUAGUGUGAAGCUCAGUGAACUGGAAGUGUCCCUUGCACCAUCAAACAUGGUGGCAGCUGCACCCUGCCACCACCACACCUGUCACGGGCAGGUAAUGACAGUUCCUGGUUGUGCCUCUUCCUGUACUGCCAGUCUCCUCCCUGGCGCUGCCUGCUGGGCAUUUACCGGGUAGCUGAGGUACCAGCCCCCGGUUCCCCACUCCUUUACAGGCGGACUGCUGCCGGAAACCGUCAGUUAAUGAUUUAUCAGCAGGAAGGCCAUUACUGUAUACAUUAUCACCCAGGCUGGCGCUUUCAGCCAUGACAAGCACCCGCCUGUUCCUUUAACGUCCUCUGGCAGGUUGAUAUCCUGACGUCACCUGCUGGCGAGGGGCUGCCAGGCGGAGGAGGAGGAAAGCAUCUGCUCGGCAGCUAUGGCAGAGCACGGGGACCGCGCGAGGAGACGCAGGGCACAGGAUGCGGGCUCGCAGAUGGAUACACAACGUGUGUUUGUUGCUCCACCAUCUCCAGAGUUGUCCACAAGGCCUGUGACCUCUCCUCGACUUAGUCCAACAGGAUCAGGUAGAUCUCAGCCUGAGGGUUCUAGCGCUUCACAAGCUUCACUUCCAGUGGGACAGCUGUCUAUCCGUCCUUUAGCACCAGUGGGAUCUUCUGCUCCUGAUCGGUCACAACCAGAAGGAUCCUUGAGACUCCACCCUGUGGGUUCUCAGUUCAGUCCAAAAGAUGAGUCUGCUAGAUCACAACCUGAGGGAUAUUGUCCAAGUCUCUUAUCUCCAACCCAUCAAUAUAGGCCACUUCCACCUUCUCCAUCCUCACCUCAUGGAUCUCCAGCCCCUAGCCCAAGAGGAUCACCACAACCUAGGAGAUCCCAAGCUUCUCCACGACCUAUUAGAUUUCAGGAACCUUGCAUGAGAUCUGAUUCCAAUCAACUGUUCCAAGUUGAAGUAGACAAAUCAUCUUUCAAUGGUGCCGAACAAAACAAAGCUGCAGAGGAUUUUAGGAUAUAUAUCAUUACGUGGAAUGUCGGCUGUUCUGUGCCACCCUCAGACCUCACUGGUCUUCUAUGCCUUAAUGCUGGAGAUGGCAAGACCGAUAUGUUUGUUAUCGGGUUACAGGAGGUCAACUCUAUGAUCAAUAAGCGUCUAAAGGAUGCACUGUUUUCAGAUCACUGGAGUGAAGCGUUCAUGGAUAUCUUGAGUCCCUUCAGCUAUGUGCUGGUCAGCUCGGUGCGGAUGCAAGGUUGCCUUUUGUUGGUGUUUGCAAAGUAUUUCCACCUGCCCUAUCUACGUGAUAUCCAAACUGACUGCACAAGGACUGGCUUAGGGGGUUACUGGGGAAACAAAGGUGGUGUCAGCAUUCGGUUAUCUCUGUUUGGACACAUGGUUUGCUUUCUGAACUGUCACUUGCCAGCUCACAUGGAAAACUCUGACCAGCGUGUGGACAAUUUUGAGAGUAUUCUGCAACUUCAGCAAUUUCAGGGUCCGCUGGCAAAUGGUGUCCUAGACCAUGACUUGGUGUUCUGGUUUGGGGACCUAAAUUUCCGAAUAGAUGAUCUAGACCUGUAUUUUGUGAAGUCUGCUAUCCAAGGCAGCAAGCUGUCUCUGCUUUGGGAAAAAGAUCAGCUAAACAUAGCAAAAUGCUGUGAACCUGUGUUGUCUGGCUUUAUGGAAGGACCCCUGACCUUUCCUCCCACCUAUAAAUAUGAUGUUGGGACCAACACCUAUGACACUAGUUCUAAGAAGAGAAAGCCUGCGUGGACUGACAGAAUUCUGUGGAAAAUGAAAAAUCCAAUUUCACAGUCAGACACAAGCUGCAGCAUGUCUGAGGGGAUGUCAGUGACACUGCUCAGCUAUGGAUCCCAUAUGCAUUACACAGAGAGUGACCACAAACCAGUAUCUUCUAUUUUUUCUGUAAAGUUUUCUGCCUGUCUUGUUGCCCCGCUGGUCCACAUUUGGGUACAUGAUGAGUGGCUACUGCCUUCAGAUGCCCGCGUCACCUACAGGUGGUCUCCUAUUUACAUGAAGAGUUCUUGGGAUUGGAUUGGACUUUAUAAGGUUGGGUUUCGACAUCAUAAAGAUUAUGUAUCUUAUAUUUGGGUGAAAACAGAGGAAGACACAGAUGGAGGAAGAUACAAGCACCAGGUAAUGUUCAGUGAAGAAUCACUUCCCAAAGGCACUGGUGAAUAUCUUCUUGGCUACUACAGUAAUAAUAUGAGCACCUUAAUUGGGGUUACAGAGCCCUUUCAGAUCUCCCUGCCAGGUUCUGAACCAAGCUCGGCCUCUGACAGUUCAGACUCCAGUUCAGAGGAUGAUAACAGCAGUCAUGUCCUCCUCCGGCCCAAAUCCCGCAGCCCCAGUCCAGCAAAUGUUCGCUCCCCACGAAGCAGAAGCCCAGCACUUGCACGUUUCCAUGAUCUUAUCCUUCCCAGUUCCUCCCGACAGAAGAGUCGAAGUCCAUCCCCAUGUGGGGCCAAAAGCCCCAAACAAGAGAGGCCUCAAAGGCCACGAUCUAGGGAAACCACCCGUGAACCAAGAAGUUAUAAAGUCCACAGCUCUCAGGGGUCCCAGACCAUUGUUGUGCCCCCCGUGAGACCUGCAGCUGUGGGCCAAGGCUUUAGUCCAAAAGGAACAACCCCUGUCUCCCCUAAUUCAUUUCGUAGAGAGUCCAGCCUGACAGUCCCUGCUUCUAAAAGUACAGACUCACAAAAUCAAAUGCAGAGUCUAGACAGAUCAAAGUAGAAUACAUGUCGUGUGGUCAUUUGCACCAGGGUGAAAGUUUUCUUGGCCAUUAGAUCAGUAAAUCAGAGGUUUUAUUUCAUUAUGUUUUACAACGUGUAUGUUGUUACUUUGAUUUAUGUUUAAUCUGAAAUGCAGUACUCAAAGAUUACCACUAGGUGUCAUUAUAGGCACAUUAAAAUCAGGUAUACAAACACGCAUGGUAAUCUUACCUACAGAUGUACACCAGUCCCUAAAAUGAAUAGGAAUUUGUGACUGGUCUAAAAAUUGGCUGAUUUAUGGGGGAAAAAUUGAGAAAUCUGAUUAAAUUGAGACCAAAGUCUUACUUUCUAAUGAAGAAAGAAUUUGAGAAAGAAUGGUUAUAUACAUGGCUACACUGUGAAUUUAAUUUACACAAAUGUUAUAUGAGAUGUUAUUGCAGAAAUGAAAACCUGUUGUGCA
Bufo gargarizans (Asiatic toad) is the source of this 3259-nucleotide messenger RNA. RefSeq names its product inositol polyphosphate-5-phosphatase J (gene INPP5J). Gene Ontology annotation, molecular function: phosphatidylinositol-4,5-bisphosphate 5-phosphatase activity; phosphatidylinositol-3,4,5-trisphosphate 5-phosphatase activity. Gene Ontology annotation, cellular component: cytoplasm; ruffle; plasma membrane. NCBI's taxonomy places the organism in Eukaryota, Metazoa, Chordata, Amphibia, Anura, Bufonidae. Gene Ontology annotation, biological process: negative regulation of peptidyl-serine phosphorylation; phosphatidylinositol dephosphorylation. The transcript has 13 exons. Bases 497 to 2821 code for a protein of 774 amino acids. The record is from RefSeq and is a predicted model, not a curated record.